Messenger RNA from Paramecium tetraurelia, 972 nucleotides. RefSeq lists its product as uncharacterized. The transcript has a single exon. The record is from RefSeq and is a predicted model, not a curated record. Lineage: Eukaryota; Ciliophora; Oligohymenophorea; Peniculida; Parameciidae.
AUGGAUCUUUGUGUCAUCCAGAAGUUCGUCAAGAGCAAUGGACCCAAAGCAUUUAUCUGUAGAACCAUUUGGAGAAAAGAUAAGAAUCCCUAUUGCUAUAUCAUAACAAAUAAAGAGGAUUACUUCUCUCCAUCAACCAAUCCUAAGACUGAAAUGACUAAAUAUGCUACCAAUGUGAAUCUGUAAAACUCAUGCACUAUUGUGAAUACUUGUCGAGGUAAGUAUGUUGAUGAGACUGUCCCUUAUGUUAAGAAUCUUCUCACUUACCUCUAUAUACAUUUGCAUAUCACUUUUAAAGAGUUUUCAGCUGAUUUCAUAAAAGAUGAAAGUGGAAUCUGGUGGUUUGUCAAUGUGAAGGGAUUCAUUAUUGACAAAAGUCCAGAAAAGAUCAUGUGGAAGUCUAUCACUCAUUAUGGAGAAGAAAUAAAUGAGGAGGGAUAACCUAUAGUUUAGAAACCCGUUUCAACUCCCAAGGCCAAAGUUGCUGACAUGUGUUAAAAACAAAAGAUUUGCAAGUAUUGUGAGCAAUCCUAUCCAGAAUAACAUUUAUAAUAUAAGAUGACUCUUAAGAUGAUCAUUCAAACUGAUAAACAUCUCUACUGGAGAGGUAAGACAUUCAAUUGGAUUGACAGAUCUGAUGUCACCAAUCUUGAAGUCAGCAACCUUUAUCAUGAACAUAAAGUUUGUAAAUAAUGUUACACUUUAUACAAGGAAACAGAAUAGCUAAUUGAAUUAUAAUUGCAAUUUAAUAAGUUGUUGGGAUUGCCUAGUGAUUAUGAUACUAUCAAUUAGAUGUUGACACUCAAAGCCAAUCAAGUAAAUAAUGAAACUGUUAAGACUGGAUUAGAGGAUUCUAAAUAAAUAUUCAACAUCUCUGCCACCAAGCAAUUGAUACUUAAUAAUUAACUUAUUCCUAUGAUUCAUAAUACAGUCAUUAAGAAUUCUGAACAGGUUUAGAUUUAUGAAUAUUGA